AUGCCUCAACCGUCGUCGUCAUCAACCAAACCCAUCCGACCCUCCAACUGGCUUCCAGAACACGACGCCUUCAUCCGCCGCCACGCCCGACACGGCGAAGACGCCACCACCAUCGUCAUCCUCUUCGAGACUGAGUAUUCCGCCGUCCGGGUCGUCAUCCUCUUCGAGACUGAGUAUUGA
Messenger RNA from Capronia epimyces CBS 606.96, 180 nucleotides. RefSeq lists its product as uncharacterized. The record is from RefSeq and is a predicted model, not a curated record. The transcript is spliced from 2 exons. The coding region runs from base 1 to 180 and encodes 59 amino acids. NCBI's taxonomy places the organism in Eukaryota, Fungi, Ascomycota, Eurotiomycetes, Chaetothyriales, Herpotrichiellaceae.